CUAUUUUAAACACACCGUGCCUUUUAGUAAAAUCUUAUUGAUGUUACAGUAAGAAUUGAGACAUUUUAGGUUUCUGGAAGAUGAAUACAGAACUUGAAUGAAUGCAUAAUUCAUUGUGGGAAAUUCAGUGAAAACCUCUGAGUUCUUUCUUUCUUUUUUGUUUGUUUGACUGAUUUUUGCAUGGAAGAUAGGGUCUUAAUAUGUAAUUCUGGCUGUACUGGACCUAAUUGCAUAGACUAGGCUGGCAUUCAACUCAAAGGCAGAUAUACCUGCCUCUGCCUUCUGAGUGCUGGGGUUAAAGGCAUGAGCCAAUACACUCAGUUUGUCCAUCUUAUUUUCUUUUUUCACAGAUAGUAAUUGUUCAUGAAAUUUCUCUGUACUGUUGAUCUUUUUACUUGUCUUUCUAUAUUUGUUAUUAGGCAUUUCUCUUUCAAGGUAAUAUUCUUUUCAAAGGGUACAGAGAUGACAGAGGUGAACUUCCUGUUCAGUUUUCUUUUAAAGUGACUUGGUGAUUACAUUAUAAUGUCUAUGUCAUGAAGUAAGAUGGAGAGCACCAGAAUUAUUUGACUAUAUUGUCAAAGAAGUAUACAUUUACACUGUUAUCAUUAUCAUGCUUUCUCUUGUACACAUAUAUGGAAUAUUUUAGAAUGCAGUGACCUAUGAUGAUGUGCAUGUUGACUUCAGUUGGGAAGAGUGGACAUUGCUGGAUCCUUCCCAGAAGAAUCUCUAUAAAGAUAUGAUGCUGGAGACUUACAAAAACCUCACUACUAUAGGACAUAUUUGGGAAGAUCAUAAUAUUGAAAAACAUUGUCAAAGUUCUAGAAGACAUGAAAGGCAUGAAAGAAGCCAAACUGGAGGGAAACCUUCUGUAUAUUCUCAAUAUGAUAAAGCUUUUGCAUAUGACAGUCAUCUUCACAGUCACCAACAAACACAUACUGGACAGAAACCUUAUGAAUGUAAUCAGUGUGGUAAAGCCUUUGCUCAUCACAGUAUUCUUCAAAGGCAUAAAAGAACACAUACUGGAGAGAAACCCUAU
Molecule: messenger RNA, 1036 nt
Organism: Peromyscus leucopus (white-footed mouse)
Lineage: Eukaryota; Metazoa; Chordata; Mammalia; Rodentia; Cricetidae
Product: zinc finger protein 431-like
Exons: 3
Source: RefSeq, a predicted model, not a curated record